CCCUAUCAUCCAUUUUUUUUCAUCACCGUGUGCAAAAUUAAAUUACUAAAAUGAAGGUGCAUCAAUUCACACGUGGAUUUUGGGAGCAUCAUGAACCUUCUCUUACACUUGGUUGCAAACGUUUACGCCCUCUUGCACCUAAAUUUUCUAAUAACACCGAUAAUUCUACUAAUCACACCACCCCUUCUCUUUCUUUUGAUCUCAAGACUUUCAUUAAACCUGAAAGUGCUUCCACAAUUAAUCUUUCUUCCUCUGAUCAUGAUAACAAGAAAGAUCCACCUUCACCACAAAGCCAGGUUGAAACGCAUAUUCCAGGAGGGACAAGGUGGAAUCCAACACAAGAACAAAUAGGAAUCUUGGAGAUGUUAUACAGAGGUGGAAUGAGAACACCAAAUGCACAACAAAUAGAACAGAUAACUGUUCAACUUAGCAAGUACGGUAAAAUUGAAGGCAAAAAUGUGUUCUAUUGGUUCCAAAACCACAAAGCACGCGAGAGACAAAAGCAGAAACGUAACAGUCUUGGUCUUGUUCAUAGUCCUCGUACUCCAUCCACCACACUAGUGUCAUCCACCUUUAGUUGCAUUACAACUUUGGACACCCCCAAAAAGGAAGAAGUAAUGGAAAGAGAUCAAGGAGAUGAUAGUCCAUUGAAGAAGAGUAGGAGUUGGCCAUUUGAGUAUUUAGAAGAGAAAAAUUGGUCAAUUUGCAAACAAGAGGAACAUAAAACUCUAGAGCUUUUCCCAUUACAUCCGGAAGGCAGAUGAAGGAGUUUGAUCUAUGAACAUUUUAAUUAACAAUUGGAAUUAAAUUUUUAGCCUUUUCUUUCCAAAAUAUGCUUUAAUUUGCUUUAGUAAAUUUUUCUUCUUUCAUAUGCAUUGGGAAAGAAGAAAGACAAAGAUGUCUAGUAGUACUAUUGUAUCUUUGUACUCUUUCACGUAAUGUUAUUCCAUGACUUUGGAGCCAAAUUAACCAAACUAA
This is a messenger RNA of Trifolium pratense (red clover), 978 nucleotides long. RefSeq names its product WUSCHEL-related homeobox 4. Bases 51 to 764 code for a protein of 237 amino acids. Gene Ontology annotation, biological process: cell division; phloem or xylem histogenesis; procambium histogenesis. The record is from RefSeq and is a predicted model, not a curated record. NCBI's taxonomy places the organism in Eukaryota, Viridiplantae, Streptophyta, Magnoliopsida, Fabales, Fabaceae. Gene Ontology annotation, molecular function: DNA-binding transcription factor activity; DNA binding. The transcript has 3 exons. Gene Ontology annotation, cellular component: nucleus.